AUGGCACCGGGGUGUCGGCCAUUGCUUCCUCCUGACAUCCGAGCCCUGGAAGGUGAGGAGGAUGAGCCAGGAGAAGAAAUGGGGGUGAAGCAGCGGGUGAGAAGCGCGUCGGGGGACAGAGCAGCAAAGGCUGACGAGUGGAGGCCGAGGGGUGACGGUGCCCUGCUGGGCUGCCCGUCCCGGGGUGACGAGUGUGGGAGACAGGCUGCAGACAGAGGCUGGAGGCCUGGGGGGAGGCCCCAGGCGGCCAAUGCUGAAGGCAGCCAGGAGCCCCCGCAAGGUUCAGACCAGGAAAGGGGAUGCCACAUAUCCCGGGAAUUCAAGACCAAGACUCAAAUAGAACAGAAGCAUAAAGAAGAGGACCUCCCUUCACAUCCUUCAAGUGCCUACUCCGGGGCUCGCCACCCCACUCUAUUUACAGCAGUAAGUGAGGAGCCCGAGGUCUUCAUUCUCCCUGACCAGGCAGCCAUCGUCGAAUAA
This is a messenger RNA of Rangifer tarandus platyrhynchus (Svalbard reindeer), 480 nucleotides long. The record is from the annotation of a GenBank genome assembly. Lineage: Eukaryota; Metazoa; Chordata; Mammalia; Artiodactyla; Cervidae.